Molecule: messenger RNA, 2712 nt
Organism: Annulohypoxylon truncatum
Lineage: Eukaryota; Fungi; Ascomycota; Sordariomycetes; Xylariales; Hypoxylaceae
Product: heterokaryon incompatibility protein-domain-containing protein
Exons: 2
Coding region: 658-2520 (620 amino acids)
Source: RefSeq, a predicted model, not a curated record
GCCAAGACUAACUGCAAAAUCUUCAAAAGUCUCCAUAUCGUGUCUCAGAAGAGAUCACGUGAAAUCCAGAGAUUUGAAGGCAUCAAGGCAUCAAAACACACAGACCACCUGAUAACACUAAAAUUAUGAAAAUGUAUCUGACAGGAUCUUGUUUGAAGACAUAUACACCAAAAAAAAAACCCCCAAUCAGGGAGUGAAUUAAGUACCUAUGUCGAAAUCCGUCCUCAAAUCGACGUGGUCGUCAGUGUGUGCAGCAGUAAAGUCCCGCUAUUCCAGGCAGCACAGCCACUGAAAGAAAAAAGUCACACGGUGCGAAAGGAGCCCAAUUCACGAUCACAGCCCAAUUUGAAAUUAUUGGCCCACAACCUUCGUACGGCUUAGCUUUUCUCUCCUCAUAGAUGCACAUAAAACUCAAAUAAUUGCGAAGGUGCGGGCUAUCUUUGCUCUCAUUGGUUGCAAACAUAGAUUUACGACUUUUUAUUAUGGGGUAGGUUGCCUCGCUUGGGAGGCGGGCGGCAAGAGUGCCUUAACUGGCGCUUUGAAUUGCAGAAGUGUCGCUUUCUUAGGCUCGUCUAUCAUAGGUAUCAUAAACAUUUCCUCCUAGUCCUCCCAAAGUGCUCUAAACUUCCCACAAGCAGUUAGCCAAUUCCAUCAAACAUGCGGCUCCUGAGAACAAAACAGUACAGACUCAUCGAAGCAGAUGAAGUCCCCGACCCUUUCCCACAGUACGCCAUUCUUUCUCACACAUGGAUAUCACCAAGGGACGAAAUCACCUAUCAGGAUUUCAAGCACAGAAAAGGAGAUAUAGAUGACGGUAUCUUCAAGCAGAGGGGUUGGGAGAAGCUCAAAAGAUACUGCGACCGCGCCUCAAAGGACGGUUGGGAAUGGGCUUGGAUGGACACCUGCUGCAUCGACAAGACCAAUCCUGCUGACACCCAAGAAGCCAUCAACGCAAUGUUUCGCUGGUAUCAGAACGCCGGCAUAUGCUACGCCUAUCUCAACGAUAUUGAGGUGAAUAGGGUCAUUGCUCGUCCGAAUCUUACAGAUGUGAAUUUUCCGCUGGAUUCGGACCUUGACGACAUUGCUAGUAAGGACAAUGUUGCCGACCCCGACAGCUCCCUCCGGCAGGCUCUCCGCCCCCUUUUAAUUCAAGCCAAGUGGUUUACCCGAGGUUGGACAUUGCAGGAGCUUCUCGCGCCCCCUUAUUUGGUCUUUGUGGAUAAAGCGUGGCGUCGUAUGGGCACCCGAGAGAGUUGGGCCGUUGAGAUCAAGGAAGCCAGCAGAAUCGAGGCACGGUACUUGACAACUUUCAGCCCGACGGAUUUCACAUCGUGUUCUAUCGCCAUGAGACUUUCUUGGGCCUCUCGUCGUGAAACAACUCUAGAAGAAGACGAGACGUAUUCAUUGCUCGGUCUGUUCGGUAUUAGCUUGCCCCUGAUAUAUGGCGAAGGGAGGUGGCGGGCCUUCAAUAGGCUUCAACGUGAACUGAUAACAGUCUACAACGAUGACUCUAUAUUCGCCUGGAAAGCUGAACAGUCAUCGAGUCAAUGUUUUCAUGGGCCACAGCGGAAAGACUCCAACCUAGGAUGGGGGAUCCUGGCACCAUCAAUUAGAGAAUUUUGGGACGCAUCCAACGUCAAUGCUUUUGGCUUUUAUGGAUACAGUUUCUCCAUGACAAACCGAGGAUUAGAAAUAAAUGCCAAGCGCUGGAGACGUAAAGACGACCCAACGAUAUGCCUCAUCCGUCUGAACUGCGGUCUUGAACCUUCCAAUCAUAUUAGCAUUCCUCUAAACCAUGAUUAUGAUUCUUACAACAGGAUACACAUUGAAGAGCUCUACUAUACAAAAACAAUUAAUUAUGACGACUGGGAAGAGGAACGUGGAACCGAGCCUACUCUAAUUCGAGUUAGCAAUUAUUCAAACCCCCUCGUUUCCUCGAUAUUUGCUCUAGAAUAUCCAGGACGGAUCAAAGUUGGCCAAAAGUAUUUUGUCGAUUUCGGGACUACCCCUAACCCAGAGCUGCAGCCAUUGGAUAAGAGCUUUUUAAUUCAAGGUCUCAAGAAGGAUGAGCUCAUAAUAGAGCCCAACCGACUAGUAUUCGUCAACAUUGAACUACAAGGCGAGAGUUAUAAGUCACAAUUCGACGCCGUAAUCAAUCUUGCUGGGAACGGUUUCCCUUCUGUUGGUAUACUGCCAAGAGCUGAGGAGCCGUGGGAACGUGUGGGAAAUCCACUAAAGGAGGGGAUUUCUGGCAAGUACGAGCAUUUGGCGGAUCACCUUCACUACAGCGUGCCAACUGAGCCAGCAUAUCCCGUGGUUGCCUUUGAAGAGAGCGAGAAUCUUGUCGUGGGUGUAUGUCUUCUUCCUAGACCCCUGAUGGCAAGUAGAUUCGACCAACUCUCCCAGAAUGUAAAUGAUAUCACGCUAAGAGAGUAUGUGCUUAAAAUUACUGUUAAUGGGGAUCAAUCAGUAGGACAGGAUAUGUCGAGAUAUCCUAAUAAAAAACGGAAAUUGAAUUAAUCUGUUUACAAUGAACUAGCAACUGUUCUGCUUGCCUAUCAGUUUGGUUAUAGUAUAGUACGAGACCAGGGUAGACCAUAUAUAGGAUGCGCAGCACCCUCGAAGGUGCUUCGAAGGGCAAGCGUUAAUAGUUCAUUAAACUACACUACUACCUAGCAUUCACUCUAUGUAUGUCAUCCAUCAAAGGAGCAC